AGACAAGAACAAUUAGAAAAUGAUAUGUGUCUAGCAUUUGUCUGCGCAAGUAUCUCAUUUAAUGUUGCCGGAAAUGAAAUUUUUCGUGGAUGGCUUCAGAAUCUUAGACCAGGUUUUAAAAUACCUAGUCCAAAAACACUCGCCGAAAGAAUUUUAAAUAAGCAAAUUAUUCAGGUGGAAGCAAAAAUGGAAAAUGAACUACAAAAUCAAUAUAAAAGAAUCGCAACGUGUGCAAGUGCUUUAUGGAAAUCUCUUGGUAACAGUGAAAGCACUUGCCGACAACUUAUAGGACAACUUGCUUCUUAUAAAGAAAAUGAGUCACCUUAUGAUGAUCCAUUUGAACCUGAUUGCCAAACACCACAGACAUGGUGGAAAACAAUUGAAGAUAUUUCUUAUAUUGAUCGUGAGCUUACUUUAGAAGAUGUGUUAGCCGUAGCAAAUGAAGUUGAGGAAUUAGAUGAUAACGAUUCAGAUGAAGGCUCUGCUGAAGAUGAUAAAACAGAAUUCGAAUCAUUAGAUGAGACGUUGAAUUUGGAAGAAAAUUUUGACUUAAACUAUGAAUUUUUUGGGACGAAGUCAUCAUCUACAUCUC
This is a messenger RNA of Racocetra fulgida, 592 nucleotides long. The record is from the annotation of a GenBank genome assembly. NCBI's taxonomy places the organism in Eukaryota, Fungi, Glomeromycota, Glomeromycetes, Diversisporales, Gigasporaceae.